Saprolegnia parasitica CBS 223.65 is the source of this 1796-nucleotide messenger RNA. RefSeq lists its product as hypothetical. The record is from RefSeq and is a predicted model, not a curated record. Lineage: Eukaryota; Oomycota; Saprolegniomycetes; Saprolegniales; Saprolegniaceae. The transcript has 2 exons. The coding region runs from base 1 to 1758 and encodes 585 amino acids.
AUGCAGCCCUUGCUUCGGAUCUUCGCUGUCGCCGCGGCCAUGGCCUCGAUGGCGUCGGCCGAGUGCCCCGGCGGCUGCUCCGGCAACGGCGUCUGCGGCCCGCGCGACAUGUGCACGUGCUUCAAGAACUUCAUGGGCAACGACUGCGCGCUGCGCAUCUGCCCGUUCGGCUUCGCCCACGUCGACACGCCCAAAGGCGACAUCAACAUGGACCGCGUCAUGAAUUCGGGUGGCACGAUCCUCUUAAACUCGCAAAUGUACCCUGGCGGCACGUACGAGUGGACGAAACCCACGGCCGUCGCCGACGAAGCCCACUUUUACAUGGAGUGCUCCAACGAAGGCAUUUGCGACCGCGCGACCGGUCUCUGCGUCUGCUACCCGGGCUACGAGGGCUCGGCGUGCCAGCGCGCCAAGUGUCCCAACGCUUGCAACAACCGCGGCGUGUGCAAGUCCAUGGCGCAGGUCGCAGCCAACGGCGACCGGUCGCUCAGCAUCACGGGCAACCCGAAAGGCAACGUCAAGACAGCGUACACGUUGUGGGACGCCGACGCGGGCUACCAGUGCGUGUGCGACCCGGGGUUUGAAGGACCGGACUGCAGCAAGCGCAGCUGCAAGGUGGGCGUGGACCCGUUGUACGAAGCCGCGGGCUACCCGAUCUACGAGACGUUCAACAUCAUUGCGGCUGCUCUGCCCACGACAGCGAGCCAAUACGCUGGACUCGACCAAGGCGAGUCGUACUUGACGCCUCGGAUUCCGAUUUCGGCCGAAGCGGGUGCAACCAACGUGGGUGGUACGACGUUCACCAAAGUGUUUCAGGCGCUGCCCAACAAGGUCUUUUCCAGUAUCUCGUGCUACUCGAAGGAUUAUCCGGGGUAUGUUAACACCAUUCCUGCCCUCAGCGCCGACGAAGAUGGUUUCUACGUGACGUGCCAAUACACGGACAACCCGGGCCCGAUCCGGUUGCCCGAGGUUGUGGCAUCCGCGUUCGUAGACAGUACCGGCACCACGAGGACGAGCACAUCCCGUGCGUUUGUGACGGCCAACAACCGCCGCGGCGAAGCCAUCGACUUUUGCGCCACGGCCACCAGCGCUUACUACGCUUCGGUCGCCGCCAAUACGAUUACGGUCACGGGCACUUCACCCCCGAUCCCAGCCCUGUCCGUCAUCAAAAUCAACGACCGGCUCACGAUUGCUACUCUGGUGGCGGGAUUGGCCAUCACGACCGUGUGGCCUGUACCAUCAGCCGGCAUGACGGCCGGGGCAACGGUGUACUACGCGACGGGCCUCGCAGCCGUCGCCGACGCGUGUCAGAUCGCAGCCUGGGCCGUCGGCUCCAAUUCGUUCUCGUGCGCGGUAGCCCCAACGGCUGUUGUCGGCAGCAAGAUCAUGUACCAGAACGCGAUCUACUACGUCCGGUCCAUCACGCCACCGGUGGCUGCUGUCGUGGUGGCGGCAGAAGUUACGUACACAACGGCAAAUUCCUCCUACAGAGCUGCCGCGCCAGAGAUACUGGCCGCACCGGCGGUCAUUACGGUCGACCGCAACUUCAAUGGCAUGGCCUUGAAUGGGUUGUCCGUGACGAGCGCCACGGAAACAUUCUACAUUCUCACGCCGACGGCGACGCCGGCGCCGGGCACGUACACGUACGUCUCGCAGUGCUCGGGCCGCGGUCUCUGCGACUUUGCCACCGGCCUUUGCCAGUGCUUCAAGGGCUACACCAACGACAACUGCGACACGCAAAACAUCCUCGCGUUCUAAGCCAAAACCUGGGCUAAAAUACAUUGUAUAUUGUGUAC